Messenger RNA from Stylonychia lemnae, 1770 nucleotides. Lineage: Eukaryota; Ciliophora; Spirotrichea; Sporadotrichida; Oxytrichidae. The record is from the annotation of a GenBank genome assembly.
AUGCUACAGAUUCUUAAUGCUUUAGACUACAUUCAUGAUAAAGGAUUUAUUCACAGAGAUAUCUCUCCUUAAAACAUCCUUAUUUUCGACGAUAAUACAGUCAAAAUUUGUGAUUUCGGCAUUGCAUCACAUGGAAAUUAAACUUAGAUGAAAGCUGGAAAAGAACUUUACAUGGCUCCUGAGGCAAUGUUUGGAAAUAACAAGUAUGAUAAAAUGAUUGAUAUCUGGUCGUUGGGAAUCCUGCUUUAUUUUUUAUGUGUUGGAUCUGAGAAAUACAAAGAUUCCUCAUUAGAUCAAGAUCAAUAUCGCCUGACAUAAACUUUAGAGAUGAAUCACAAUCUAAAUCUGACUGUUGAUGAUUAAAUUCAAUCUGAAUUUUCAAGGCUUGAUAAUUAACUCUCACGCUGUUAGUUUAUGCUGAAUAAUUUUAUAAAACUUAAGAAUGAGGUGAUUGGUAAAACUUAAUUGUCAACUUAAUCAACUGAAUAAAAAAUGCAUUUUACCUUAAUUGAAAAUUACAAAUAAACCUAGGAAGGGAUUUAAAAAUCUUUCACUAAGUCAGAUAACUUAAAUUAAGAAACAAAUAGGAAAACUAAAAUUUCAAAUUAAUAGAAAAAGAAAAACAAGAAUAAUAGUUAAAAGCUAGAUGUAGAAGAAGAAAAAGUUGUUCAAAAUGAUGAAGUACCCAAAAUAUAGAAUUAAGAUUAAGAGUAUAAAUAAUAAAAAAAUGGGAAUGUGAUAGAUCUUGAUGAUCUAUAGAAUGAUAUGAUACAAAAGAAUUCUACUUUAUCUCAGUCAAAGCUCAUUCAAGCAUUGGAUAAUGAUUAAAAAUAAAGUUUGCCUCAAUUUUAGUCUAAUGUGACUAAAACUUACUCAAUUAAGAACAAAAACACAGAAUUCUAUGAUAUUCUUCCUUUUAAAGGUUACAUAAUUUUAGCACCAGUAAAAAGUAAGAAGUGCUAUGUCUUGAAUUCAGAAUAAAAUUAUAAAAAAGAAUUUGAAAUUGAUGUUGAAGCUUAGCUAUUAUAUUAAUAAUCAGAUUAUUUGAUAUUUGUAAAUAAGAAUAGUAUCAGCAUUCUAAGUGGCUAGGAUUAGCUAAUUGAAAAUCAAAUAUAAAAGGAAAUAUAUCUAAAAGGUUCUAAAACAAUAAAUGAUAUUUGUUUAAUUGAAAAUGUCAAUGAAAAAGAAUUCAUUCUAGCAUUUGGCGAUUCAAACAAUGGAGUUAUAAUUGGAAAACUAAUAAUGGGAAAUGAUUUUAAUUUUGAAUUCUAAGAAAACAGAGAUAAAUCUAUGUAUACAGGAAAUUGUAGAUGCAUUAUAAGCUUGAAAAAGAAUACUAUAGCAUAAGUUAUAAAUAAUACCUAAGAUAUUUUGAUGCUCUAUGAUUUAGAGACUAAGAAAACAAAAAUUUUAAUGAAAUCAUAAGAGCCCUUCUACAUUUAUCCAUUUACCUAAUUCAAUAAAGACCAAUUAGAUGAUUAAAGCCAAGCAUUAGGUAAUUAAAAUAUAUUAAUUAGAACUUCAAAACAUAUAUAUGUGAUGAAUACUGAAACAUUAAAGAUCAAGUUCUUGAUUUCGUCAGAAAUUUCAUCUACAACUGUAAUUUCCCCCAAUAACUACAAAAUAUUCCUGACAAGCAAGAAAAAAUCGAAAGUUAAAAAGGGUGAUUAGAGAAAAUUCAAGUUGGUAGACCAGCAAUACUAUAUAAAAUCAGGGAUACUGGGAAUUAAAGUUGUCAGUGAAAUAAGAGAGAUCGAAUUUAGUAAUUGA